Messenger RNA from Acinonyx jubatus (cheetah), 2851 nucleotides. RefSeq names its product CDC42 effector protein 4 (gene CDC42EP4). The record is from RefSeq and is a predicted model, not a curated record. The transcript has 2 exons. NCBI's taxonomy places the organism in Eukaryota, Metazoa, Chordata, Mammalia, Carnivora, Felidae. Bases 932 to 1981 code for a protein of 349 amino acids.
UGGGGAGGAGGGGGUGGCCGAGAGCCGGGAAAACCGCGUUCUGCCUCGAUUUCCUCUCUCCAGACCGGGAUUCGGCGUCCGGCCCAGGGCGCUGCUGGGGCGGGUGGGACCGGGGCGGGGGUCGUCCCCGGCUUUAAAGGUCCGCCCGCUGGCCCGGGAAUGGGGCGUGCGCCGGGAUGGGCAGGGGCACAACAAUCGCGGCGAGCCGCCCGCAGUCUCCGCGAGGGGGGCGUGUGUGCGCACGGAGUUCUCCGUGAAUAGAAACCGAAUUCUUCGCGUGUAGUGGCGGAGGCGUGCACACACGCGCUCGCUCUCGUACACACGCUGCAGCACACGCCACCCAGUGUCACCCGGCGAGGGAGGAAAGAAGGAAGGAGCUGCCUGGAAGGGAACGGCCGAGGAAACAAAUACAACCUCCUUCCAGCCGCCGCCGCCGCCCCCACCCCCCCCCCCCCCCGCCAAGCCGGGCUCCGGCCCCGCCCGCCUCCUCGGGAGACCUGGAGGCCGAGGCGGGAGAGGCAGAGGCGGGAGCGGACGCGGUGCCUCCCGGCGGGGUGGGGCGCAGCCGAGCUAGCGGCUCUGGGAGGGGGCCACGCGCGGGAUCGGCGCGCCGGGUGCGCCUGGGGCAGAGCGCUCCUGGCGUGGCCGCCGGCCGCGAGCGGUCGGUUAAUGAUUUAAUCGCCCGCUUGGGGCGGUGGAGCUGCGGUCGGCCGUCUCUGGCUCCGCCCCCUCCCUGGAGCGCCCCCAGCCGGGAGUACAAAACUGCCCCUGCCCCGGGUGCGUCCUCCACCAGCUACCCUGCGGCCCGGGCCGCCGCCGCCCUAUGAUCUCCUCCUUGGCACCCCCUAUGCCCGCCGGACUUCACAUCUGACCCCCGACCCGCCUGCCGCCUUGGGAGGCCCGCCCCCCGCCCCCCUCCCCCACCGGCAAGAUGCCCAUCCUCAAGCAGCUGGUGUCGAGCUCGGUGCACUCCAAGCGCCGCUCCCGCGUGGACCUCACGGCCGAGAUGAUCAGCGCCCCCUUGGGCGACUUCCGGCACACCAUGCACGUGGGCCGGGCGGGGGACGCCUUCGGGGACACGUCCUUCCUCAACAGCAAGGCCGGCGAGCUGGACGGCGAGUCCCUGGAGGAGCAGGCCGCCUCCUCGUCCUCCAAACGCGGCCUCCUGUCCCGGAAGUUCCGGGGCAGCAAGCGGUCGCAGUCGGUGACCAGGGGGGACCGGGAGCAGAGGGACAUGCUGGGCUCCCUGCGGGACUCGGCUCUGUUCGUCAAGAACGCCAUGUCCCUGCCGCAACUGAACGAGAAGGAGGCCGCCGAGAAGGGCUCCGGCAAGCUGCCCAAGAGCCUGUCAUCCAGCCCCGUGAAGAAGACGAGUGUCGGGGAGGGCGGCCAGGAGGAGGCGGGCGAGGGGGAGCUGGCACCCCGGCGGAACGGGGCCACCGCGCUCCACUCCCCCGACCCCCUCCUCGACGAGCAGGCCUUUGGGGACCUGACGGAGCUGCCCGUGGUGCCCAAGGCCAGCCUGGGGCUCAAGCACGCUGAGUCGGUCAUGUCGUUCCACAUUGACCUGGGCCCCUCCAUGCUGGGCGACGUCCUCAGCAUCAUGGACAAGGAGGAGUGGGACCCCGAGGAGGAGGGCGGCGGUUACCGUGACGGGGACCCCGCAGGCAGCACCCUCCGGGCUCCCCCGGCCCUGGCAUCGGCGGCCCCUCCACGGGCAAGGCAGCAAGAAGGCGCGUCGGGCCGGGACCCGCCCCAGGACGAGGGCUGGGCGGCGGCCCCCAGCCCCGGCUCGGCCCGCAGCGAGGGCAGCCACACCACGCGGGACAGCAGCUCCCUGUCCAGCUGCACCUCCGGCAUCCUGGAGGAGCGCAGCCCCGCCUCGCGGGGGCCCGACAGGGCCCGGGCCGCGCUGCCCCGGCAGCAGGACAAGGAGUUCUCCUUCAUGGACGAGGAGGAGGAGGAUGAGAUCCGGGUGUGAGGGGCACCAGGCGGGAGGGGGGCUCCGUCUCCUCCCUGCCCCCUCCCCCCCUCCAGGCCACCACCCCCUUCCCUUCCCUGUCCCCGUCCCAUCCUGUGCAAGGCAGCCAGGAGCCUGGCUUCCACCGCAGACCCUGGACGUCCCCCAUCCUGGACGUGGGGCGCUGGCGAGGCCGGGGCCCCAGUGGGGACACAGGGAGGUGGCGUGGGCACCCGGCUGCCUGGCGCACCCAGCCCUCCCGUGUGCUGCGGGCCGGACCAGGUGCUUGCGGCAGGAACCGGUUCUCCCUUCCCUCCAGCCCGGCCUCAGACGGUGACGCAUGUCAGCCAAGUCCCCGCCUCGUGGGGCAGCAGUGGCGGGUCAGUCCGGGAGCGGCGCCUGUGCCUCGGCCAAGGACGCUCGGCUCGCCUUUCCUCUCCUGGCGUUUCUGCUGUGACUGGUGGCCGUGUGGCAGGAGGAAAGGUGGUCCCACGCCCCGGCCCCCCGCUCCCGGCUCCUGCACCGUGAGCCCGGAGCCCCUUGGAGCAAAGCCGGACCGAAUGUGUGCACUAAACGCGGCCCCUUCCAGGGGGGAGAACAGGAUGGGGAACGAAAGAAAGGCUCCAGGCUUCCGGAAGUUUCUAAAAGGGGCCUUUCCAGGAUGACACUAGGAACGGGCUGGGCACUCGCUCGGCCCCUGUCGAUCUGUUUGUUCUCCUGUCCUGUUUAAAUCCUUCCAGAGCAUAUCUGGAACAGUGUUAACAGCUCUGCUACCAGAUGGAAGAUCAAAUCCUUUUAGAAAACCUUUAUACUAAGUGCUUCCAGACUUUAUUUAGAACUGUAUGGGGUGGGUGUCCGUGCGUGUGUGUCCUUCCCCUCCCCCCCACCCCA